Molecule: messenger RNA, 2386 nt
Organism: Cylas formicarius (sweet potato weevil)
Lineage: Eukaryota; Metazoa; Arthropoda; Insecta; Coleoptera; Brentidae
Gene: Vps53
Product: vacuolar protein sorting-associated protein 53 homolog
Exons: 6
Coding region: 39-2381 (780 amino acids)
Biological process (GO): retrograde transport, endosome to Golgi
Cellular component (GO): GARP complex
Source: RefSeq, a predicted model, not a curated record
UUCGCAGCAAAUACAAAUAUACACAUUUAUCAAUAAUAAUGGAAAACAAUGCUUUGGGCGAAGAUAGGUUGAAUGAAGAUAACACGGAAUUCUUCAUAAAUUUUUCUACCGAAGUGCAAAAGGCCAUAGACGAGGUUUUACCUGGUAGAGAUUCGUUAGACGAGCCAGAUUUCAACAGUAUAGACUACAUCAACUCGCUAUUUCCAACUGAACAGUCUUUAUCAAACAUCGACGAAGUGGUAAUAAAAAUGGAAAAUCGGAUUCACACUAUUGAUAAUGAAAUAUCAACAGUUAUCCGUAGUCAAAUAGAAGCCAGCGAAGAUGGCAGGCAAGCAUUAGAUGAAUCUCAAAAAAUUAUUAAACAGUUAUUUGUACACAUAAAAGAUAUUAAAGAACGUGCAGAAAAAUCUGAAGAAAUGGUACGUGAAAUAACCAGGGAUAUCAAGCAGUUGGACUGUGCUAAACGUAAUCUUACUCUAGCCAUAACCACGUUAAAUCAUUUACAUAUGCUAGUGGGAGGUGUAGAUACCCUGAAAUCUUUAACACAGAAAAGGUUGUAUGGAGAAAUAGCUUUACCGUUGCAAGCUAUAAGUGAGGUUAUGACCCACUUUGAAAACUACUCUGAUAUACCCCAAAUUAAAAGUUUGAGUAGCCAAGUGAACUCCAUUCGUUCGGAAUUGGCACACCAAAUUACUCACGAUUUUAAGGAAGCAUUUUUAGGUAGCAAUUCAAAGAGCAUGAUUCCAAACAAGCAGCUAGCCCAAGCUUGUCUCGUGGUCUCCAUUUUGGAUCCAAAAGUAAAACAUGACCUCUUGAAAUGGUUUGUAAACUUACAACUUCAGGAAUACAACCAUCUGUUCCAAGAAACUGAAGACACCGCCUGGUUGGACAAAAUGGACAAGCGAUACGCAUGGAUUAAAAGGCACUUGUUAGAAUUCGAAGAGAGGUUGGGCAACAUGUUCCCUGAAAAUUGGGAAGUCUCUGAACGCAUAGCAGUGCAAUUUUGCCAUGAUACAAGGGAAGAACUUUCGAGGCUCAUGGCGAAAAGGAAAAGCGAAAUUGACGUUAAAUUGUUACUCUACGCGAUUCAGAAGACUUCCGCUUUUGAGACGUUGCUGUCAAAGAGAUUUAGAGGUGUCACUAUAGAAGAUAGUUCGAGUCCCAGCCAGCGCACAGAAGGAGAUUUGAAUACUUCCAAGUUUCAUGGUCUAAUAGGUAGAUGUUUUAUUCCUCAUCUUGAGAUUUAUAUAGAGUCAAUCGAUAGGAACCUUGCUGACCUUAUCGAUCGUUUUAUACAGGACGAGAAGCAAACAAAGCCAACUGAAGCGACUGAAACGCAAGCGGCAAUCUUAUCCUCUUGUCCCGACCUGUUUGUUUUCUAUAAGAAAAGCAUGAUUCAAUGUUGCCAGCUUGACAGGGGACAAUCAAUGUUGAGUUUGACGGCGGUGUUUCAGAAAUAUCUGCACGAGUAUGCUGAAAAGUUGCUGACGAAUAACCUGCCCAAAUUCGAAACACAAACGUUGGGCAGUUCAGUGCAAAGUUUCACAAAGGAUUUGCAAAAAAUGAGCACCACAGGCUUGAUACAGAACUUUUCGUCAUUACUAAAGGAGGGCGAAACAACACGAUUUACCAGAGACGAGCAGACGAAGAUAUGUUGUAUCCUAACGACAGCCGAGUAUUGCUUAGAAACCACGCAACAGUUGCAGGACAAGCUCAAAGAAAAGAUCGAGCCGAAUCUAGCGGACCAGAUAGAUUUAUCGAAGGAGCAAGAUCACUUUCACAAGGUUAUAUCGAAUUGUAUCCAGUUGCUGGUACAAGACCUUGAAAACGCUUGCGAACCCUCUCUGACGGCUAUGAGUAGGAUUCAGUGGCAGAACAUAGACGCGGUCGGUGAUCAGAGCCCCUACAUCACGUCUAUAACCACCCAUUUAAAAACGACGGUGCCCGUGGUCAGAGACAACUUGGCCCAUUCGCGGAAAUACUAUACCCAGUUUUGUAUCAAGUUCGCAAAUAGUUUUAUACCAAAGUUCAUACAAAUUAUCUACAAGUGUAAACCAAUCAAUACGGAAGGGGCAGAGCAAUUGCUUUUAGACACUCAUAUGUUGAAGACGGUUUUGUUGAACCUGCCCUCAAUAGCUUCCGCGAUUAAUCGUCAAGCGCCAGCGGCGUACGCAAAAGUUGUUACCAAAGGCAUGACGAAGGCGGAGAUGAUUUUGAAGGUCGUGAUGACGCCCAUCGAUCCGCCCAAAAAUUUCGCGGACCAGUGCCGGGUGUUGUUGCCAGAGUGUCAGUUGACGGAGUUUUGUAAAAUUUUAGAAAUGAAGAGCGUCAAGAGGCAAGAACAGGCCGUUUUAAUAGACGCUUUUAAAAAUAAAAAAUAAGGUGU